AUGGCCGCGAAGCAGCAGCAGCACCACCACUUCCUGAUCGUGACGUACCCGGCGCAGGGGCACAUCACCCCGGCGCGUCACCUCGCGCGCCGCCUCGCCGGUGCGUGCCCCGGCGCGCGCGUCACCAUCUGCGCCCCGCUCUCGGCGUUCCGGAAGAUGUUCCCGGGCGCCGCCGCCGCUGUGACUGUGACGGGGGAGGAGGAGUGUGGCGACUGCGAUGCGAGCGUCGCGUACGUGGCCUACUCGGACGGCUACGACGGCGGGUUCGACGUCGCCGUGGACAGCUACGCGCGGUACAUGGAGCAGGCGAGGACGGCGGGGUCACGCUCGCUGGCCGGGGUGCUCCGCCUCCUCCGCGACGACGGGCGCCCCGUCACGUGCGCCGUGUACACGCUGCUCCUGCCGUGGGUGUCGGCCGUCGCCCGGAGCCACGGCGUGGCGGCGACGGCCGUGUUCUGGAUCCAGCCGGCCACCGCGCUCGCCGCGUACUACCACUACUUCCGCGGCCACCGGGACGCCGUCGUGGCCGCGGCGGCGGCGUCCGGGGACGGGGACCCAACGCGCGCCGAGGUGCGGCUCCCGGGCCUCCAGCCGCUCCGCGUCCGCGACCUGCCGUCGUUCCUCGCCGUCACCUCCGACGACGACCCGUUCGCGUUCGUGCUCCCGGAGUUCCGCGAGCUCGUGGACGCGAUCGAACGAGACGACGACGGCUCCUCCUCGAAGCCGAAGCCCCCGACGUACGUGCUCGCCAACACCUGCGACUCCAUGGAGCCCGACGCGCUCGCGUCGCUGAGGACACACGUGGACGUUUUCGCCGUCGGGCCCGUGCUGUCGUUCCUGCACUGA
Molecule: messenger RNA, 846 nt
Organism: Miscanthus lutarioriparius
Lineage: Eukaryota; Viridiplantae; Streptophyta; Magnoliopsida; Poales; Poaceae
Source: the annotation of a GenBank genome assembly